AAUUUCUACAGUAGUACUAUAUAUCACUCGAAUUCAAUAUCUAUAUAAAAAUAACAACCUAAAAAUAGCUUAAAUUCACACUUCUGUGACAAAAAUAAUGGGAUUCCUCUGGCACAAAGUGUAGAUGUCAAUGGUUUUUGUGUUUCUUUUUUAGAAUGACGUUAUCACUGUCGGUUAUAUUUUGAGUCUUCAGUCAAGUGUGUUUCCUAAAGCAGACAGUCCUGCUACCAACGUCUGUUUUAUGGGUCAUUUUUGGUAUGCGGUAUCUUUAAACUCUGUGGAAAUAUAGAGCAGAAGUUAGAGAAGAAAUUUCGAAGGAGUCUGACUGGCCAUCCAAACUUUUCCAGAAGGCCUACGUGAGGGCCUUUUAAAAUGGACGUCGAGUGCAGUGAGUCAUGUGACUUUUCAGAAAGUACUGAGGUGCAUGAGGACAUCCCGCCUGACCCUUCUCUGGCCACCUACCUAACAGUGAACGCAGAGACUGAAAAUGACUCUGAGCCAGUGCAACAUGGAAUAAACCAUGUAGAGGGGGGAUGGCCGAAAACAAUCAGUCCGGAUGACAAUGAGGCAACUACCCGCUACAAGAAGAAAGUGCAGAAGGAUGUCUGUUAUCAGCACACGGUUAUGGAAAUUGCUAGCGUCUCGGAACACAAUGUCAUGCAGAGCAAACAUGACAUCUACUUUAAAAAUUAUAAACCUAAGAGGAUGGUGAAGGGCAAGCCAUCAGCAAGAACCAUCACUGUGUUCAGAGACCCAAAUAAAGAAAAGCGUGCAGCCACCAGUUUGUCCUGGAACCCAAUCGAAAAUCAUAGAGUAGCUGUUGCCUACUGUUACCUGGAGCAGAGAGCACCUAAAAAUAUGAGCUUUAACUCAUAUAUAUGGAACACUGAAAACAACAUGAAACCAGAGAUGACUCUGAAACCUGCAUCUCCACUUCUUUGUCUGGAGUACAACCCCACAGAUUUCCACAUCCUUGUUGGGGGAAGCUACAAUGGAGAUAUUAGCUAUUGGGACACACGGAGUGGCAGUCAGCCAGUACAGAAAUCUGCUGCUGUGCAUAGCCAUAGAGAUCCUGUCUACAAGGUCAUCUGGUGGCCGUCAAGGAUAUGCACUGAAGUUUUCUCAGCUUCUACAGAUGGUCAGGUACAGCUCUGGGACAUUCGAAAGAUGAGUGAGCCCACCAAGCAGCUUGUGCUGGACCCCACUAAGAAGGGAAACCGUGACAGUGCCCUUGGUGCAGUCUCAAUGGAGUUUGAGAACACUAUGGCCAAGUUUAUGGUGGGCACAGAGCAGGGGGUUGUGGUCUCGUGCAGUCGCAAGUUAGAAACCCCAAACGACCCGAUUGUAUGCACAUACCGCGGACACAGAGGCCCCAUUUACGCCUUGCAGAGGAAUCCCUUCUUUCCGAAGAACUUCUUGACCGUGGCUGAUUGGACCGCCCGCAUCUGGUCAGAGGACAUCACUGAGAGCUCCAUCAUGUCGACCAAAAAUCACAUGACUUAUCUGUUAGAUGCCUGUUGGAGUCCAGUCAGACCCGCUGUCUUCUUUACGGUGAAGAUGGACGGGACCUUGGAUGUGUGGGACAUACUGUUUAAACGGAAGAACCCUACUCUCAGUCUCAAAGUUUGUGACGAAGCUUUGUACAGUAUCCGUGUACAAAAUGAAGGCUGUUUGGUGUGCUGUGGAUCUCAGCUGGGAACCGUCAAACUGCUGAAGAUGCCACCAAGCCUGUUCGCAAUGAAGAACAAUGAGAAGGCCUUGGUCUCAGAGAUAUUUGACUUGGAGACCAGGAAAGCGAAGAGUCUGGAAUCUCAGUACAGAGAGAGGCAUCAAAUGAAACUUAGCUGCUCCAAAGAGGAUGAGGGGGAAAAAGAAGACCUAGAGGAACUGCUGGCCUGUACAGAGAUGGAGUUUUCUGAGAGUGUGGAAGCAGAGAAAAAAAAAAUAGGAUGAGGAGAAAGAGAGAAGGAAAACAGUGUGUGGAGACAUCCAAGUCGAACACAAGGUGUGCCGAAGUUUUUCCAAGUGCAAAUAGACUUUAAAUCAGUUCUGUCUAAAAUAAAUUGAAACAAGCAUCCAAGAUGGUUGCUCUUCCUGCUCCA
Molecule: messenger RNA, 2102 nt
Organism: Megalobrama amblycephala (Wuchang bream)
Lineage: Eukaryota; Metazoa; Chordata; Actinopteri; Cypriniformes; Xenocyprididae
Gene: dnai2a
Product: dynein, axonemal, intermediate chain 2a
Exons: 14
Coding region: 373-1953 (526 amino acids)
Biological process (GO): outer dynein arm assembly; cilium movement
Cellular component (GO): outer dynein arm
Molecular function (GO): dynein heavy chain binding; dynein light chain binding
Source: RefSeq, a predicted model, not a curated record